AACACGAGGGACCCCUCGCACGUGGAGCAAGGGUUAAGAGGGCUCCUCUGACUCACGGCCACGUGACUGCCAUCCCAGGCUCCCGGAGGUGGUGGCUGGGCAGCCCUGCACCAGGGCUCCGUGAGUAGACGUGCUCAGGAGGACGGCGGGUGCCCGGCUCUGAGGUUUCUUCUUUGCUCAGCGAAGUUAAGCUGGGAGGGGAAGGCAGUGAGGGGGGAAAAGGAAGUAAGAGUCUGUGGUUUGUGGACUUUGUCUUAAGGUUUGCUGGAAGGACACCUGCUUGCAGUUAGCGAUACCGUAAGCUGUGUUUCUGACUUCAUUAAUUCUUUCUUUCUUCCUCCGUGUUGAGCAGAGAGCACACCAGGGAGAUCGUGGCUUUUUACGUAUAGAAGUUACAGCUAUGGAGAGAUGAAGUGCAAAUUUGCCAGCGAGCUUUCUGUUGCACAGGACCAGAUAGUGAAUCUUCAGUAAAAGGCUUGAAGCAGCCAGAAGCUGACUGACUCUUCUGCACCGGUUUUAUCCUUGGACUCACCUGUCCACCUACCUGCCACCAACACCCAGAAUGACAUAUGCCUGGUAUUGGCUUGAUGAUUCUGGGCAGUGGAUUGAGUAUGGCAAACAGCAUCCGGAUCAUUGCUCUGCCACAGUAACAUCUGCAGAUCUGGAGAAAGCAUUUUUAGCUAAUCAGAAAGGCACUCUGUUGUUCAGGGCUGGUUCUCAGCAAUAUGAGAUAAACUUUGGAGACAUGGUCCAAAGAAAUUUGAUCUAUGAAACUCGAAGAAAAGUUGUCCGAUUGCCAGGAUUUCUGUCUUCUGGAAGUGGACAAGAAAGAAGCCAGUUACACACAACUCUGAUGUGUUCUCUCUAUCCUCCAGAAUGGGACCAAUCCGCACUGCCUGAUAUAGGGUACAAGUUGGUAGAGCUCAGGUACACUGCCAGUGAAUACAAAAAAAUUGAAAGUCUGUUUCAGAAGACAAUGAAAGAUUACAGCAUCCGCAGACUGCAGAGGAUCCAGAACCCAGCACUUUGGCAAGUUUUUCAGUGGCAGAAGGAGCAGAUGAAGAAGGUCAAGAAUUCGAGAUGGGUGGAUGAGCGGCUCCUGUUCCACGGCACAAGCCCGUCCCACCUAGCUGCCAUCUGCGAGCAGAAUUUCGACUGGCGGGUCUGCGGGGCUCACGGGACGCUGUAUGGAAAAGGAAGCUACUUUGCUAGAGAUGCCAGUUAUUCUCAUCAAUACUGCUCAUCCGGCACUGGUCACCAGAGCAUGUUUGUAGCUCAUGUUCUUGUCGGAGACUUUGUUCAGGGAAACUCAGAAUACCUUCGUCCUCCGCCCAGACCAGGGAAUGUAAACAGGCUUUAUGACAGCUGUGUGGAUGAUCCAGGGGAUCCUUCCAUCUUUGUGAUCUUCGAGAAGCAUCAGAUUUACCCUGCCUAUAUUCUGGAGUAUAGCAGAGAGUCCAGGUGUAUGAUCCUUUAAAGGACGACAGAAAUUUAUUUGGACUAACUCUGAGAUACUUUUAUAAAUCUUUUUUUAAUGUA
Rhea pennata is the source of this 1539-nucleotide messenger RNA. RefSeq names its product protein mono-ADP-ribosyltransferase PARP12-like. The transcript has 8 exons. The coding region runs from base 563 to 1477 and encodes 304 amino acids. Lineage: Eukaryota; Metazoa; Chordata; Aves; Rheiformes; Rheidae. The record is from RefSeq and is a predicted model, not a curated record. Gene Ontology annotation, cellular component: nucleus. Gene Ontology annotation, molecular function: NAD+ poly-ADP-ribosyltransferase activity; RNA binding; NAD+-protein mono-ADP-ribosyltransferase activity. Gene Ontology annotation, biological process: positive regulation of mRNA catabolic process; response to virus; positive regulation of type I interferon production.